Messenger RNA from Panicum virgatum (switchgrass), 988 nucleotides. RefSeq names its product hepatoma-derived growth factor-related protein 2-like. The record is from RefSeq and is a predicted model, not a curated record. Gene Ontology annotation, molecular function: zinc ion binding. The coding region runs from base 22 to 462 and encodes 146 amino acids. The transcript is spliced from 2 exons. NCBI's taxonomy places the organism in Eukaryota, Viridiplantae, Streptophyta, Magnoliopsida, Poales, Poaceae.
UUCCAAGGAGUCUAUGUGCCUAUGUGCUUUUGCGGAUCCUUGUGCAAGCUAAUGAAAUCCAGAGUUUUGGGGGACGACUUUGGCAUGAGGUUCUUCAUGUGUGAGAAUUACGAGUAUGAUCCGCCCAAUCAUUACGGCAAGGAUCGAGCAAAGACUCCACCGCCUCUAUGUGAUUUCGUGCAGUGGUUAGACACCGAGCAAUCUCAGCAGGAUAAGGACCAUGUUGAGCGUCAAGCAAAGUGGGCUGCACAAAGGCGGCAACGAAUGCUGCAUGAAGAACAGAUGGAUGAGAAGCGCAAGAAAGAUCAGGAAGAGAUUCAGAAGAGGAUUGCAGAAGUGGAAUGUCAGAAGGCAGAGGAACGUGAAACUGACAGGGAGAGGAAGCUAGAGAGGGCCCGUCGUGCUAAGGAAGCAGGGCCUGAAGCUAUUAGGAAGGGAAAAUAUCCCCGGUGCACUCAAUAAAGCACCAUCAUGUAAUCCCCGCAUUUUAUAUUUCGUAAGGCAUAUCAGAUUUAGUCACAACACUAGAUUACCGUGUUGCACAUGCCACUAUUUUUCAUUGUUAAAAUACCUAGUUUACAACAAAGGUCUCAGCGUUAUUUACUGUAGUAGUACGAACACCUUAGGCCUCUGCUUUGUAAUCGUAGCAUUGUUUACAAAAUUGUAUUGCAAGCCGGGAAUUUAUGGUUCGUAACCUACCUUACCCUUCUAUUUUCAGUAUACUACAUUCAGUGAGCAAUCUAAUUCAAGCAACCUACACAUUUAGAACUGCAACCAAGAAAUCUUUCUACACAAAUACUUUCGUAUUGUUACAUGCUACGAUCUGGUUCAAAUACAUAUCCAUACAUAAUGAAAUGUAAUUGUCACAUACAAAUGGGAAUACAUAUGCGUACAUCUGGUUCAAAUACAUAUCCAUACAUAACGAAAUCUAAACGCGACGGGCUCCAAAAUCCUGAGGCAAUCCAUCGGUGGGAUUCCCAGAAGGUCC